Fusarium subglutinans is the source of this 762-nucleotide messenger RNA. RefSeq lists its product as uncharacterized. NCBI's taxonomy places the organism in Eukaryota, Fungi, Ascomycota, Sordariomycetes, Hypocreales, Nectriaceae. The coding region runs from base 1 to 762 and encodes 253 amino acids. The record is from RefSeq and is a predicted model, not a curated record. The transcript has 3 exons.
AUGGAACCUCUCAAACGCGAGAUGUGCUAUGAGCUUCUCGUCAAAACUCCCGGGCUAUCAUUCCCCGACCCCUCGACCACUGAAGCAGCCGAGUUCUCAAAAAGCUGUAAAACAGUCUUUGGCGGCCCAGCUCCACGACCACACAUGAACAAAGCGGAGGCAGAAGACAAAAUCUGCGAGUUCUUAACCGAAUGCGAGAACCACUUCCACAGACUCACCAUGUGUCCCAUACACAAUAUCUCCGCGCGACCAUGCGAAUGCCCGGAGAAGUCGGCUAAAUACUACUAUCAUAUUGCUAUCGAAGCAACCUUGUGCGCUCGAAUCGAGGUCAUCAAGAAGAAUGGUGGUAUCCAGAACGACAUAAAUGGGGCAAACAACCUCAUCUUACUCAACGUUCACAUCCUUCUCUGCAACUUUGCCUCCUUCAAACACACUCAUUCUUAUGCUCCUGUGCAAACUCUGUGCUGGACUGUCAAUGGUGCUCUUGAGUCGCAACAAGAAGCUACAAAGAGGAAGAAAACGCUUCUCAAGCAACGAGAGGUUAAGAAACUCAAGUCUGCUUCGGGUGCUGGAAGUCUUCCUGCGACAGAUGCGGCUGUCGCUAAGGAAAGGAUAAAGAUCCUGAGUUUUCUUGCCUUCCCCUGGCCGGCGCUACGAGGCCUCGACUUUUUCAACGAACCGAAGAUUGUUUGGACGUGGCUUGUGUCUAUGGAGAAGCGAAAGGAGCUUGCGCAGUUUGGAGUUGGGGAUUUUGAUGUUUAA